Quercus lobata is the source of this 3823-nucleotide messenger RNA. RefSeq names its product DNA polymerase I A, chloroplastic/mitochondrial-like. Gene Ontology annotation, molecular function: DNA binding; DNA-directed DNA polymerase activity; 3'-5' exonuclease activity. Gene Ontology annotation, biological process: double-strand break repair; DNA-templated DNA replication. The record is from RefSeq and is a predicted model, not a curated record. The transcript is spliced from 12 exons. The coding region runs from base 236 to 3325 and encodes 1029 amino acids. Lineage: Eukaryota; Viridiplantae; Streptophyta; Magnoliopsida; Fagales; Fagaceae.
UGAGUCUCUCCAGGGUUUAAGAACAUAGCCUCUUCUGCUUUCUUCUCUCUCUCUGUGUCUCUCCUAUGGCAACACUCUGCUCUUGCUCUGCUUCACUAUCAGACUCAGCAGAAACCCCAUACCCAGAAUAAAAGGAAAAGGCCCCUGAAGCCCCACUCUAUUUACAGGAUUACCACCAGCCACACCCACCAACACGGCUUCUUGUAUAAACAAGCUGGGCAGAGUUGGGAGAGUCAUGGCUAUGGGGUUCAACACCCAAAAUGGUCUCUUUAGACCCUCUUCUUCCUUCUUUUUACGCCCUUCUUCCCAUGAUACUUUCUCUUCUUGUUCCCACUUCGCUUCCUCUAUAGUCCUGCAAAGACGAGGAGGGUGCACAAUCCAGAAUGACGAGAAUUUGCCUUGGAAGCUUGAGUUUUUUUCUAAUUCAGAACCUAGGAUGCUUCGCAAACCAACUCUUAAGAUUGAAGGUCGUAGUGUUAACAGAAGUAGUGCUUUUCUUGAUGCUUUCAACAGUACUUUGCCUGGUAGCCCAUUGGUCCGUCCUGCUAAAAAAUGGGAAGAAGCAACACAUGAGCUUCAAGAUAAAAAGAAAAAACAUCAGCAUGAUAUUUGCAAACAUCCUAGUAAUCAACCACAUGCAACAACUAGUCUGGUAAAUGCAUCUUCUACAAAUAGUGAACAACAUGUUUUAACUUCUGAUCGUGCUGCACCUGACUCAGCUUCUGCUGAACAAACAUGUGGAGGCAACAGCGAUAUAGCCAUGAAAAAUGUGAAUGGUCAGGGCAACAGCAAUAUAGCAAUGAAAGAUGUGAAUGGUCAGAAAUGUUUGUCCUCAUCAAGGAGCUUGGAGAAAAUUAGAAAACCAAGUCCUGAACUUACCAAUGGUUUAGGCAAAGAGUUCACUACAACUAAACGGUCAUCUCAGCAGCUGGAUCUUCGCAAGAGGCUUAAUAGCAUCUAUGACAGUGUUCUUCUUGUUGAUAAUAUCACUAUAGCAAAGGAAGUAGUUGGGAUGCUUACAAACAAGUAUAGACAUCUUGUCCAUGCAUGUGAUACCGAGGUAGCGAAGAUAGAAGUGAAGCAAGAAACACCUGUUGAUCAUGGGGAAAUCAUAUGCUUUAGUAUAUAUUCCGGGCCAGAAGCAGAUUUUGGAAAUGGGAAGUCCUGUAUCUGGGUUGAUGUCCUUGAUGGUGGUGGUAGGGAUCUUUUGGUUGAAUUUGCUCCAUUCUUUGAAGACCCAUUGAUAAAAAAGGUUUGGCACAACUAUAGCUUUGAUAACCAUAUUAUUGAGAACUAUGGGCUUAAGGUCUCUGGUUUUCAUGCUGACACAAUGCACAUGGCACGGUUAUGGGAUUCAUCAAGACGAACAAAGGGUGGGUAUUCUCUUGAAGCACUUACCAGUGAUAAAAAGGUUAUGUCUGGAAUUCAAUUGGGCCUUGAAGAAGAUUUGUUUGGUAAAAUCUCGAUGAAAAACAUCUUUGGCACGAAAAAAAUUAAAAAAGAUGGAUCUGAAGGCAAGAUUAUCACCAUUUCUCCUGUUGAAAUUCUACAAAGAGAAGAGCGGAAACCAUGGAUUUGUUAUUCUGUUUUAGAUGCAAAAAGCACACUAAAGCUUUAUGAGAGCUUAAAAAGCCAACUGUCACAAAUGCGAUGGAAACUUGAUGGGAAAACAGUUGAUGGAAAACACAUGUUUGACUUUUAUGAGGAAUACUGGCGGCCAUUUGGUGAGCUUUUAAUUAAAAUGGAAACUGAGGGAAUGCUGGUUGAUCGGAAAUAUCUUGCUGAGGUGGAGAAGGUAGCCAAAGCCGAACAAGAGAUUGCUGUAAAUAGAUUUCGCAACUGGGCAUCUAGGUAUUGCUCUGAUGCCCAGUACAUGAAUGUGGGGAGUGAUGCACAACUGCGCCAGCUAUUUUUUGGUGGCAUUGCAAACAGCAAGGACCCUGAUGAAACUCUUCCAAUUGAGAGGAUUUUCAAAGUUCCCAAUGUUGAUAAAGUGAUUGAAGAUGGCAAGAAGAGUCCCACAAAAUAUCGCAAUAUUAGUCUGAGUAGAAUCCUUGAUGAACCGUUACCAACUGACAUCUUCACAGCAUCUGGUUGGCCCUCUGUUAGUGGUGACGCUUUGAAGACCCUGGCUGGAAAGGUUUCUGCAGAAUAUGAUUUUGUGAAUGAUGAGCAACCAGAUGACAACAUUGAAAGUGCCUCUGAAAAUGAAGUUUCAGAAGAACAAAAAUCAACUGUGGAUGAGGAUAAAUCUGCUUAUGGAAUAGCUUUUCAAGCUUUUGAGAAGGAGGAGGACGGGAGGGAGGCUUGUCAUGCCAUUUCUGCUUUAUGUGAAGUUUGCUCCAUUGACUCCUUGAUAUCCAACUUCAUACUCCCCUUGCAGGGAAGUAAUAUAUCAGGGAAGAAUGGGCGUAUUCAUUGUUCAUUAAAUAUCAACACGGAAACCGGGCGCUUAUCAGCUAGGAGACCAAAUUUACAGAAUCAGCCUGCUUUAGAGAAGGACCGGUAUAAGAUCCGUCAGGCAUUCAUAGCUUCACCUGGGAAUUCCCUUAUCGUAGCAGAUUAUGGACAGCUGGAACUUAGGAUUCUUGCACAUCUUGCCAGUUGUAAGAGCAUGAUGGAUGCCUUUAGACUUGGUGGAGAUUUCCAUUCAAGGACUGCAAUGAAUAUGUACCCAUAUAUUCGUGAAGCCAUUGACAAAAAGCAUGUGCUUCUUGAGUGGCAUCCUCAACCGGGUGAAGAUAAACCCCCAGUUCCACUAUUAAAGGAUGCCUUUGCUUCUGAAAGGAGGAAAGCUAAAAUGCUUAACUUUUCAAUUGCAUAUGGAAAAACUCCAGUGGGGCUUUCCCGGGAUUGGAAGGUUUCUGUUCAGGAAGCAAAGAAAACAGUUGAUCUGUGGUACAGUGAUAGAAAAGAAGUGUUGAACUGGCAAGAAGAGCGUAAAAAAGAAGCCCGUGAGAAAAAUUGCGUACACACAUUGCUAGGACGAGCCCGCCAGUUCCCUUCAGUGGCCCAUGCUACGAACUCUCAAAGAGGUCACAUUGAGCGGGCUGCUAUCAAUACCCCAGUACAGGGUAGUGCUGCUGAUGUAGCCAUGUGUGCUAUGUUAGAGAUAUCAAAAAAUGCACGGUUGAAGGAGCUCGGGUGGAAACUGCUUUUACAGGUUCAUGAUGAAGUUAUCUUGGAAGGACCAACAGAGUCGGCUGAGGUUGCGAAGGCCAUAGUUGUUGAGUGCAUGUCCAAACCCUUCAAUGGCAAGAAUAUCCUUCAAGUUGACCUAUCGGUUGAUGCCAAGUGUGCUCAAAACUGGUAUUCGGCCAAGUAAUAAGUGGAUCCCCCCAAUUGCAACAAAUGAUGCUGGAUUUUGGUUCAAAACUCUGGUGUGUGGUAGCUGAUUGACAAUGAUGGAGUUUCUGUGCUAGCAAUGUGAGAAUUAUCUUUGACAAUGGUACAUCUGCAAGCGAGUUGAAAGUUUUUCCCCUGCGAAAUCAGGCUUCAUCAUAUGAGCAGAUGUAAAAUUUUCUGCCAUAUUUGAUGUUGCAGCAUUUCCAAUUUGGCAAGUGGUUGAGGAUGCAUGCGGUGCCUCGGUGGCCCUGUAAUUCUUGUGAUGAAGGCCCCUGUAAUUCUAGUGACGAAAGUGGGUGCACUGGGAUGUAGAAUGUAGAUUGAGCUUUGUAUAUAUGAAAUCUUUCCAUUUUAGUCGGUUUUUUCCAUGUAACUUGAUGAAUACUCAGAUUCAGUGUUUUUGUAAAAGAAACGAAAGCCCAAGUCCAUUUUCUGUGCAUUUAUUUAAUUAAUUCUAUUUUUUGUUAUCAUUUAUGUU